UGCGAUGUGCUUUCCUUCGGGUUAACGCUGCGACGCGGCUCCGUCAUGGCGAAGCUACCUCGAUGCGAUCAACACCAACACCGAGAGCUCUCAAAGUCUCUUUCCCCUCGCGAUUGACUUGAGUUGCCUGUCGCGGCAGCAGCAGCUGCAGUUCUAGUGCGGUAUCGCCAUCGCCACAGAGACAAAACUCCUGGGAUUGUAAGUCCUAUCGCGGGACUGGCAGCAGCAUCAGCUGUAGUAGUUGUUGUCCUUCUGUGGUGGCGAUGGCGAACCUAUACGGAAACGUGGGAGGUGGAGCAGGAGGAGGAGGAGCAGCAGCAGGAGGUGGAGGAGGAGGAGGAGGAGGAGGAGGCCGACAUGGCAAUGCCGGCGUACCUACUUCCAACGCCUGCUUUCUUUUCCACUUGCUCACGUUCUUGAUGUCUAUGUUCGUCUUCUGUUGGCACUUCGGUAAACAGGCUUCGCAGUUGCCUCAAGCAUGGGAUUUUGGCUGGUUCUUCAAGUUUUUAACGUUCUGCGGCUUCUCGUUUCAGAUGAUCGCUUUAAUGACCUCUCUUCUCUCCCAUCUCUUUCCUGAGGAGAAGGUGUUGAAGCGAUCAGCGAAUGAUAUGUCCUGUGCCAGCUUUGAAAUAGUCAAUGUUGUCACCCUAGUGUACUGGGCCGUAACCUUCUGGACGUCAGACCCUCUUUUAUUGGGAUGGGAUAAAGCCGCACGGAAAACAUUGCAAAAGGGACUGUCAAUAGGAUGUCCCUUGUGGUUAACAUUGGUCCUCAACAUUGGAAUUGUUGGCAUCUCUUGGGCUGACAUUCUCAUUACAGAGCGUAAUUUCAGGAGACUGACUCUUUAUAUGACACUCGUAUUUGGAACCAUUUACACGUGUUGGGUGCACGUAUGCGAAGCUCGAAACGAGGAGUACCCACAUCCUUUUAUAAGGCCAUCGAGACAACCUGAGGGCACACUCACAGUUUCUGCUGUAGCUCUUCUAUUCGUCUUUCUUUUCCACAAAAUUGGUUCCAAGUUGGCAAGUCGUGGUAGUUCUCCACUGGCAAGAAAGAUUAAACUGGUUUAAAUUCAUCUUAUUCUCUUAGAAGUGUGAUCUAUCUAGUAUUCUCUUUUGUACCAUACCAAAGUAUCAUUGAUGCGUUCAACCUAAAAGCACAUGCUUCGAGUUAUGUCAUAAGACUUAAUUCAGGUCCUGAACAUAUUACGGUGUACAAAGAAUGUUCUUAUACUUGUAUCUUGUUCUUUUUUGUGUU
This is a messenger RNA of Physcomitrium patens, 1257 nucleotides long. RefSeq lists its product as uncharacterized. Gene Ontology annotation, cellular component: endomembrane system; membrane. The record is from RefSeq and is a predicted model, not a curated record. NCBI's taxonomy places the organism in Eukaryota, Viridiplantae, Streptophyta, Bryopsida, Funariales, Funariaceae.